Mangifera indica (mango) is the source of this 7256-nucleotide messenger RNA. RefSeq lists its product as uncharacterized. The transcript has 12 exons. The record is from RefSeq and is a predicted model, not a curated record. Bases 569 to 7009 code for a protein of 2146 amino acids. Gene Ontology annotation, molecular function: ADP binding. NCBI's taxonomy places the organism in Eukaryota, Viridiplantae, Streptophyta, Magnoliopsida, Sapindales, Anacardiaceae.
AUAGAUGAAUACGAGUCAAAUUUACUUUCCAAAAUCUAAAAAGAAAAAAAAAAUUCGAAAUCCUUCCACUAGAGAAAUAAGUGCAGUACAACCUGUGUUGUUAUGUGGCUGCUUCCAUAAAUUGAAUUUUGUGAAACUUUCAUUUCUCUUUAUCAUCUUUACAUUUCUUCUCUUUCAAUCAUUCAGAAAUACUUUCACUCACAAACCUCUCUGAAACCACAUCCUUUGAUUCCUUCGGUUUGCGCCUUACUUGCCUUGUCACAAACCUCUCCGAAACUAGUUCCCCUGAUUUCUUCAGUUCGCACCCUCGUUGCUCUGUUGCUUUCUCUGUUUUACUUUCUUUAUUUCAGAAUCUUUUUGCCCUAUUUCUGGUUCUUUAAUUUGUUCUGUUUCAAUAUUUCUGAUUUCUUCAACCGAAAAAAAAAAAAAACAUUUUUGCUUUCAGUUGUUUCUCGAUUACUAGAAAGAAUUAUCAUUUCUCGUAUUUAUUGUUAAUUUCGGCAGUUGUAUUUUAAUUAUUUUCAUUUUCUUUACUUCUGUUUCUCAAACCUGAAAAAAGUUUUAAAAAAUGGUUGAUUGCGCCUGUAUCGCGACUGUGUUGAGUCCUGUCCUUCAGGUUGCCGGGUGGUUGGCUGCUCCGAUUGGGCGUCAAUUUGAGUACUUGUUCAACUACACUACCGAUUUCAAAAAUCUGGAAACGCAAGUUGAUGAGUUGAAGAAAAAAAGCGAAGAAGUUGAGCAUACGAUUAUUGCUGCUGAAAGAAAUAUGGAAGAGAUCAAUCAGAAUGUUAAGGAAUGGCAGAAAGAUGUGGAGAAGACCAUUACUGAAGCAGAGCGGCUGAUUAAAGAGAUGUGUAAGAGAUGUGCAAGAGAACAUUACCGUAUGGUUACUGAAGCUGAAAGAAAUAUGCAAGAGGGCGAACAAGAGCUUAAGGAUUUGCAUGUGGAUAAGACCAUUACUGAAGCAGAGCCGUUGAUUCCAGAGAAAGCAAACAACCGGAGAUGUUUCAAGGGAUUUUGCCCCAACUUCAUCUUUCACUACAAACAAAGCUGGAAAGCUUUUAAAUUGAAGCGGGAUGGUAUUGAUCGCCUCCUCCAAAAAGAGAAGGAAUUGGGUCCCUUUUCCAAACCUACUAAUCCACCGGAUCGCCGGUUUAUACCUCAUGAAGAUUAUUUGACUUUUGAAUCAAGAAACUCCUUGGAAAAGAAUGUAUGGGAUGCUUUAAAUGAUGAGAAUGUGUACAUGAUUGGUGUUUAUGGGAUGGGUGGUCUUGGGAAGACCACGCUUGUAGAGGAACUUUGUAGGAAAGCCGAGAAGCGCUUUGAUGACAUUGUUUUUGUUGAGGUUUCAGAGUCUCCCGAUGUAAAGAAGAUUCAGACAACAAUUGCAAAGAAAUUAGGUCUAGAAUUAAAAAAAGAAAACGAAAGCGACAGCGAAAGCGAAAUGGCAGAUAAGAUAUAUUAUAGAAUGAAGGACAAGAAUAUCCUUUUAAUUCUAGAUAAUAUUUGGGAACGUCUAGAACUUGAUAAGACGGUAGGAAUUCCUAGCAGAGCUGAUCGUGGAAAAAAUAAACUUUUGAUCACAACAAGAAACUUAGAUGUGUUGCAGAAGAUGGAUUCUGCACAUAAUUUUGAGAUGGGCAUUUUAAACGAAGAAGAAGCUUGGACCCUAUUCACCAAAAUGGCAGGAAAAGUUAUUCAAAAACAUGAUUUGCAUCCUCUACAAAAAGAUGUAUGCAAGGAGUGCGGAGGAUUACCUCUUGUCAUUAGUGCAAUAGCUAAAGCAUUAACAAACAAGUGUUAUCCAUCUGAUUGGGAGUGUGCAUUACAAGAUUUGAAAGGAGUUUCAGAAGUAAAGUAUACAAGAUUCCUUGAAAAGGAAUAUAUGAAGAUUGGCUUAAGUUACAAAUAUUUAAGUGAUGAACUUAAGAAAACGUUUUUAAUUUCUAGUCUAAUGGAAAAUAAUACUUCCAUUUCAGACUUGUUCAAACAUGUUGUGUGCCUGAAUAUACUUGGCGGAGUUAAUUUGACAAUGGAAGGUGCACGAAAGAGACUAGAUAAAUUGGUUCGUGACCUCAAAGAUGCUUGUUUGUUACUUGACGGGUUCGAAAGCGGCCAAUUUGCUAUGCAUGAUGUUAUUCGUGAUGUUGCCAUAUUAUUUGCACAUGAGGAGUACCAUGUGUUUACAACAAGAAAUGAUGUUGAACGAGAUUGGAAGGAUAGAGACAAACUCAAGAAAUGCACAAAGAUUUCUUUACCUGGUAAAAGUACUAUUAUUAGUCAACUUUGGCCUAAUGAUUUGGCUUGUCCAAAUCUUGAAUAUUUCUAUAGGACUGAUAUGCAGAACUCUUCUUUUGAAAUCCCGGAGGACUUUUUCACGGUGAUGCCAAAUCUUAGAGUAUUGAAUUUGGUUGGACUACGGCAAAUGUCAUUGCCAUCAUCAAUUCAUCAUUUGACAAACCUUCAAACAUUGUGUUUAGAUUACAGCAACAUUGGAGGUGUUCCUAUUAUUGGAAAGCUUAAGAAGUUAAAGGUCCUUAGCUUGCGAAAUUCUUACAUUAAGGAGUUUCCUACGGAAGUGGGUCAAUUAACUGAACUAAGACUGUUAGAUUUGAGUGAUUGUUAUUAUUUGAAAGUUAUUGCUCCACAUGUGAUAUCAAAAUUAUCCAAUUUGGAAGAACUUUAUUUGAAGGAAUGUCUUAUUCAGUGGAAAAUUGAAGUACUUAGGGAAUUGAAGCUCUUGUCUAACCUUACCAGUGUAGAAUUGGAUAUUGAAGAUCACAAGGUUUUGCUUGAAGAAUUCUUUACUAGAAAACUUAUCAAGUACAAAAUAUCAGUGGGAAAUUGGUGGUACAAACAUCCAACAAUUUGUGAACAAGAGUGUUUGAGGAUAUUGAAAUUGAUAUUCAAUCCUACCAUCCACUUAGAAGAAUUAUGCGGAAUCAAGAAUGUUGAACUCUUAUGCUUAGCUGAAUAUUUGGAUGAUGAAGAUGAAGAUGAAGAUGAAGAUGAUGAGGAUGAGGACACUCUUGAGCAUUCAAAAUUCCAUUUGCAAUCCAAUGAAAUCACACCGCUUUUUAAUGAAAAGGUUAUCCUUCCUGAUUUAAAGGUCUUGGUAUUGAAGAAUAUUAUUUCUAGAAAGAUUUGGGACAGUGAACUUCCAUCAUCCUCCUUUCAAAAUUUGAAAGAAUUGAUAUUGUCGAGAUGUACGAAGAUAAAAUUUGUGUUUCCUUAUACCAUAACCAAAAACCUCCAACAACUCCAAUAUCUUAAGAUAAAGGAUUGUAUUGAUUUAGAGGAAAUUGUUGCUACAGAAGAAAUAACAGAAGCAGCUGCCAGUUUUGUCUUUCCUGAAGUAACCUUUUUGGAGCUUAAAAAUCUACCGAAACUUGCAACUUUUUAUCCUGGAAUACAUACUUUGGAAUGCCCAAAGUUGAAAAAGUUGGUGGUGAAAAAUUGUGACAAAUUUAAGAUGUUGAAUUCAGAAGCAAAUUCUUUGUGCUUGGACCAUAUGGUUCACUUUCGUGAUUUAGAGGUCUUAAAAUUGAAGAAUAUUAGUUUUGAAAAGAUUUGGGAUAACCAACUUUCAACUUCUUCUUAUCAAAGUUUGACACACUUGGCCUUAUUAGAAUGUGAUAAAAUAAAAUAUGUGUUCCCCUUAUCAAUAGCCAAAAGCCUCCAACAACUCCAAUACCUUGAGUUAACAAGUUGUAAGGUUUUAGAGAGAAUUGUUGCUCCAGAAGAAGGAACAGAAGCAAGUGUCAAUUUUUUCUUUCCGCAAGUAAGCACAAUGAAGCUUCAAUAUCUACCAGAGUUUACAGAUUUCUAUCCUGAAAUACAUACGUCAGAAUGGCCAAAAUUGAAAGAGUUGGUGGUCAAAGAUUGUCCUAAAUUUAAGAUGUUCACUUCAGAGGCAAAUUCUCUAUGCUUGGACCAAAAGAUCAACCAUGAUUUGGAGGUAUUUGAAUUAGAUACCAAGAGCAUGGUGAUUAGUUGGAAUCGUGGAAAUAAAGCUCUGAAAAUCUCAAGGGAUAAGUCAGCAUAUAAUCCACUUCCAGUCCUUCAAAGAUUCCAAAGUCUGGAAGAGCUCAAACUAUAUGACUGUGAAUACAAAGAAAUUAAGAGUGUAUUUGAUCUUCCAAAUCUUAAUGUUCUACAUGUAGAGCAGUGUAGCAAAUUGGUGAGUCUAGUGCCAUCAUCAUCUUCAAUGGCUAGAAGCUUGGUACGGUUGAAAGAAUUGAACAUAUCUGAUUGUGGAAUGCUGGCUGAAAUAUUAGAAAAUAAGAGAGAUGUAACAACAAUUGAAAUUGUUUUUCAAAAAUUGACCAAGUUGUCACUUGAUCAGUUAGAAAGUCUCACAUGCUUUUGCUCAGGGAAUCACUCUCUCAAUUUUCCAUCAUUGGAAAAGUUAAUUAUUACAGAAUGUCCCAACAUGAACACUUUCUUCAGAGAAAUCUCAAGCGUUUCAGAAUUUACUUUGCAGUCCAAUGAAAUAACGCCAUUUUUUAACCAAAAGGUUCACUUUCAUGAUUUAAAGGUCUUAGAAUUGAAGAUUAUUCAUUUUGAAAAGAUUUGGGAUAACCAACUUUUAACUUCUUCUUAUCAAAAUUUGACACACUUGAGCUUAUUUGAAUGUGAUAAAAUAAAAUAUGUGUUUCCUUUGUUAGUAGCCAAAAGCCUCCAACAACUUCAAUACCUUGAGUUAACGAGUUGUAAGGUUUUAGAGAGAAUUGUUGCUCCAGAAGAAGGAAGAGAAGCAACUAUCAAUUUUUUCUUUCCACUGGUAAGCACCGUGAAACUUCAAUAUCUACCAGAGUUUGCAGAUUUCUAUCCUGGAAUACAUACUUCAGAAUGGCCAAAAUUGAAAGAGUUGGUGGUUAAUGAUUGUGGUAAAUUAAAGAUGUUGACUUCAGAGCCAAAUUUCCUAUGCUUUGACCAAAAGAUCAACCAUGAUUUGGAGAUAUUUCAAUUACAAAAUAUGUUGGAACAAAUUAGGUGGAGGAGACAAUCUAAAGAACUUACAAUCUCUUUUAAGUCGGAGCAUAUUCCACUUUGGCUCCUUCAAAGAUUUGAAAAUCUUGCAUGUCUUUCUGUUAGUUGGUGCAAGUUGGUUAACUUAACAACACCUUUAAUAGCUAAAAGCUUAGUGCAAUUGAGAAAAUUGAAGAUAUCAAAUUGUGCAAUGCUGGUGGAAAUAUUGGAGAUUGAGGAGGAUGCAACAAUUGAAAUUGUUUUUGAGAAUUUGAGCGAGUUGUCAUUUGAUAGCAUAGAAAGUCUUAUGUGUUUUUGCUCGGGGAAUUACACUUUGAAUUUCCCAUCACUGGAAGAGUUAAAUAUAACUGAAUGUCCCAAUAUGAAGACCUUUUGUAGAGGAAUCUUGAGCACUCCAAAGUUACAAAAAAUCAAUUAUGAGAGAAUGGAAGUAGAGAAUGAGGGGAAUGAUCUUAAUAAAACCAUACAAGGAUUAUAUAAACAGAAAAACCAGGAUAUCUCUCUUGAUUUGAAUUUGAAGUGCAAGACAUUCCAACAUGAUAAUUCUAUGGAGAUUGUUUACAACCAACAUCCAACUUCAUUCUAUCAAAAUUUGACACACUUGUUCUUGUGGAAAUGUGGAAACAUAAAAUAUGCAUUUCCAUCUUCUAUUGCCAAAAUCCUCCACCAACUCCAACAACUAAAGAUUCAAAAUUGUAAGGCUUUAGAGGAGAUUGUUGCAAAAGAAGAUGGAGCAAAUGCAGUUGUUGAUUUUGUCUUCCCAAAUAUAACCUUAUUGAAGUUUGAAGAUCUACCAGAACUUACAGCCUUCUACCCUGGAUUAUAUGCUUUAGAAAUGCCAAAGUUGAAAAAGUUGGUAGUCAAAGAUUGUACCAAAUAUGCGAGCUUAAAAGAAAACAAUGUGGAGACUGAGCUUAAUAUUUUAGCUCCAAAAUCUAUCUUCCUGGACAAUAAGAUCAACCAUGAUUUGGAGAUAUUUCAAUUAGAGAAUGGUUGGGAAGAGAUUAGUUGGUGGAGUCAAUUUAAAAAACUUGAAAUCUCCCGUUAUAAGUCAGCGCCUAUUCCACUUUGCCUCUUUCAAAGAUUUCAAAAUCUUACAUGUCUUUUUGUUGAUUGUUGUUGUGAGUUGGUUAACUUAACAACACCUUCAACAGCUAGAAGUUUGGUGCAGUUGAGAGAAUUGAAGAUAUCAUGUUGUGAAAUGUUGAUGGAAAUAUUAGAAAUUGAGGAAGAUGCAACAACUGAAAUCGUUUUUGAGAAUUUGAACAAGCUAUCGUUUGAACGGAUGGAAAAUCUCACAUGCUUUUGCUCGGGGAAUUACGCUUUCAAUUUCUGUUCAUUGAAAGAAUUAAAUAUAGCAAAGUGUCAUAAUAUAAAGACCUUCUGUAGAGGAAUCUUGAACACUCCAAAGUUACAGAAAAUCAGUUAUGAGGAAAUGAAAGUUGAGAUUGAGGGGAAUGAUCUUAAUAAAACCAUACAAGAAUUAUAUAAAAAGAAAAACCAGGAUAUCUCUCUUGAUUUGAAUUUGAAGUGCAAGGCAUUCCACCAUGAUAAUUCUAUGGAGAUUGUUUACAACCAACAUCCAACUUCAUUCUAUCAAAAUUUGACACACUUAUUCUUGUGGAAAUGUGGAAACAUAAAAUAUGCAUUUCCAUCUUCUAUUGCCAAAAUCCUCCACCAACUCCAACAACUAAAGAUUCAAAAUUGUAAGGCUUUAGAGGAGAUUGUUGCAAAAGAAGAUGGAGCAAAUGCAGUUGUCGAUUUUGUCUUCCCAAAUAUAACCUUAUUGAAGUUUGAAGAUCUACCAGAACUUACAGCCUUCUACCCUGGAUUAUAUGCUUUAGAAAUGCCAAAGUUGAAAGAGUUGGUAGUCGAAGAUUGUACCAAAUAUGCGAGCUUAAAAGAAAACAAUGUGGAGACUGGGCUUAAUAUUUUAGCUCCAAAAUCUAUCUUCCUGGACAAUAAGAAGGAAUUGACAGGAUCGUCAAAGGAGAAGAAGCGGACUAGAACCUGGUGACAAGCAUGGAAGAUGAAGAAGAAAGCAGCACUGGAUGUCCUCCGGGGAAGAAGCUCCGUCUCUCCAAAGAAUAAUCUCGUCUUCUCAAAGGAAGUUUCAGGCAAAACCAUACCCCGUUAUAACUUCACCCUUUCUCUCUUUUUUCUUUCUUUCUUUAACCCAAACUCAAUUUUGUCUCUGUUUUCUUCACGGAUAAUAGGGGAAAAGUUUCCUUCAAUGGUCACCGGUUGAAUGAGUUUGUUCCCCA